Molecule: messenger RNA, 2752 nt
Organism: Stegastes partitus (bicolor damselfish)
Lineage: Eukaryota; Metazoa; Chordata; Actinopteri; Pomacentridae
Gene: cnppd1
Product: cyclin Pas1/PHO80 domain containing 1
Exons: 8
Coding region: 131-1450 (439 amino acids)
Biological process (GO): regulation of cyclin-dependent protein serine/threonine kinase activity
Cellular component (GO): nucleus; cyclin-dependent protein kinase holoenzyme complex
Molecular function (GO): cyclin-dependent protein serine/threonine kinase regulator activity; protein kinase binding
Source: RefSeq, a predicted model, not a curated record
AGGCUUCCGUCGUCACUGGCUGUCCCCGGUCAGGGCGUGUAGCGAGCUGAGCUGUGAUAAACAGGCGGGGGCCGGGCCGAGCAGUCGUUUUCUCUAUAUUCGGCGGACUGAUGUUUAAUCUAUAGUAAAUAUGGAUUUCGACGCGUUGUUCAACGAGAAGACGUUUCAGUUCUCGGACUUCCAGGAGUUCACGUUUCUUCCUGGACACCAAAAGUUGACUGAACGAGUGAGAAAGAGACUGUAUUAUGGCCUGGACAAAGAUGUUUCUCUAGAUGCCCUCUCCUGCCCUGUUACAGAUAUUGCUGUUGAAAUCUUCCAGAAGUCUGCCCCAAGCCCAAUAAGAAAGCUCCAGAAGAAGUAUGCUGCUCAUGUUGCCAGGGAGGCUUGCAUCUCUCCAUGUGCCAUGAUGCUGGCUCUAGUUUACAUAGAAAGGCUCCGACACAGAAACCCUGAAUACCUGCAAAAGAUCUCCUCCUCUGACCUCUUCCUGAUCUCUAUGAUGGUUGCCAGCAAGUACCUGUAUGACGAAGGAGAGGAAGAAGAAGUGUUUAAUGAUGAAUGGGGAGCAGCUGGCAAGCUGGAUGUCCAAACUGUCAAUAACUUGGAGAUGAAAUUCUUGAAUGCCAUUGAGUGGAGCCUCUUCACGGAGCCAAAUGACUUCUUCGAUAUAUUAAGUCAACUUGAAACCAGCAUUGCAGAACGUCAGGGAAUGAAACGCGGCUGGUUCACGUACACUGACCUCUGUGUGCUGCUGGAGCAGUCCGCAUGGAGUCACGCCCUCACAGCCAUCUACCAGCACUUUACUAAGGUAUCCUGUAUGCUUGGCCUGGUGUAUCUGACCAGUGUGGCUGGCCUCAUUGCCACCAGUGCUGUGAUGCACCAGCUCAGUCUCUCCAGAAGCGGCCAGUCCCUGCUUCCACCUCCAGCUGAGAUCAGCUUGGCCCACCUUCAGACUUCCAACUUAAACCCAGAAGCUCCUGCUGCAGCCCACCGCCUCCCCUGUUGUGUUCUGGCCAACAAGAGUCAGAAUCGUCAGACUGGCGCACCUGGAAUCAGCCAAGACCACAGACAACCAUCGACCUCCACGCAGACAUCAAUACUGUGUCUGUGGGGUUCCUUCCUCGCCUCAAUGGGUCACAUACAUCCUGAAACUAAAUCUGAAAUGGAAACCUCCCAACCCUGGUCCGCUGCCUCCUUCAUUUGCCCCGGCUGUCUUGCAACCCUCCCUCCUCUUCAGUGUGGGCUCCGAAACACCUCAGCGCUCCUCGUUCAAGGUCCCCUUGAAAACCAACAGCAUCGUGCUUCGUGGCUUUCCUCCAGCCUCCUUGGAACUGCUGAACCAAGUCUGAACUCUCACCUCGAGGUGUUUCCUCCUGUGCAGCUGCGACCCUGCCAUCUGGAGUCUCUGCUACCUGUGGACAAAGUCCAAGCUCUGCUCAUGCCUGGUUAGGGACAGCACAGCUUGUCCACCUGUAGUGAUGGACUCUGGAAAUGAAACCAGCAUUGUGUCAUGACUCAUUAACUGCCCCACGUCAUGCUUUUGUUUACUUUUCCAGAUCUAGAGUACAGGUGCAAGGACGAGAGAAGUUUGGCACUUUGCUGAGAGUUUCAUGACGCCACGCAGGGUGAAUAUUCACUUCUAGUUAAAUACCGCAGGGUGAAUUUGACAUAAAAUGCCAUAGUGUUCCAUUAAUUCUCUGAAACUUAUUAAGCAUUCAUGUAGUGCUUUUCAUAGCAGAAACCAAACUUCUUUUUUUUUUCUGCCACCCUUGUUUUUCAUAUAUGAAAGUUCACACCUGUCAGACGGAGAUGUAGGGGCUUUUUGCGCUGAAUGUUUUUUGAGUUAUAUCACAGCUGUAAUAUUAAAGCUCGGUAGGUUGAGGAAUGUGUGCGGAGGGUUUUGAAGCAUAUCUGAAAGUUUCACAGCAAGUGUUUUUAUUAAUGAUAGGGCUCUGUUGGAAGAAGGGACUGAACAAAGUUUUGACUUAUCCGUAGUUGCUUAUCAUAUAGUUUGCUUUACGCAGUUGCAGGUUUACAUCAGACAUCGGUCACACACAUGCUGCAAAGCACUGGUUUUGUUCAUCAGUUAUUUUUUCUGCAAGUCUCCUGUUGUUAACUUUUACCUCAGAGGAAGCAGCAAAGACGGGAGACGAGAAAGCUGUGUUUUAUUAUCUCAGUGUAACUAUCAUUAGCUGCACAGAAAUCCCAAACUCCACUUAUUCUUUACAGCUAGUUUUGGUUCACUUGCUGUCUGUAGUUACAAUAUUCACCAACUUUUGUGGCACAAGGAUGCCGCAUAAUCUUAAAGCCACUUUACCGUAUGGCCAAAUUGAAGAGAUUCACCUCCAAGUUCUCCAUGUCUCGAUAAAGGAUGGGCUUCUGGGGAUUCAUGCAGUUUCUACUUGGUUUUGUAUAUAACAUGUUAAAGGCUAGCUGCAGUGUUACUUUGUUGAUCUGGAAUUUGCACAUCUGGCUCCAUUGUUUUUGUUUUUUUAUUGGCUGUUUCUCUCCAUCCUCACUGCAUUGUCAUGUCUUUUAAACACCUGGAGGGAAAAAAAAAAGUUUAAAGAAUUGAUUAUUUUUAUGCACACUCAGACUUUUACUUUGUAAUUGAAACUUUGACAAAUUUGAAUUUGAUACAUUUUGGAGCACGAAGUCCUUUAAUUUUGUACAUGAUGUAAAAUGCAAAUAUUGUAAAAUGUGUAGAAAAACCCAGAAUUAAUAAUAAAAAAAACUGCAUUUCUUUGAGAAA